Molecule: messenger RNA, 2613 nt
Organism: Capsicum annuum
Lineage: Eukaryota; Viridiplantae; Streptophyta; Magnoliopsida; Solanales; Solanaceae
Product: lycopene beta cyclase, chloroplastic
Exons: 1
Coding region: 496-2166 (556 amino acids)
Biological process (GO): carotenoid biosynthetic process
Molecular function (GO): oxidoreductase activity, acting on paired donors, with incorporation or reduction of molecular oxygen
Source: RefSeq, a predicted model, not a curated record
CAUACCAAUCAAUUUAUAUAUAAAUCAUUGUUUUUUUUAGGUAUGUGAGUUUGGCCUUUGUCCCCCACUCUCUAGAGCUGAACAAUAAAUAAUUGAAAAAGAUAGUUUGGCAGUGUCAGGUUCACCACAAGCAUAUUCUCUAUCACUACCAGAUUUUUGAUGUAAAUUUUUAUAGCAGCAAAAAGAAUUGGGGAUUUCUUUUAUGUAACCUUGUUGUCUUCAUGGUGAGCACUUACUCAACCAUUAGCUUCUGUCAAGUUUAAUACUUCCCUUAUAUGGCAAAUCUUGAAAAAUAUGUAAUACCCUUUUCAUUUUCUAGAUUAUUAGAUAAAUUAUAUUGGUUCUAGUUUGAUGUUUAGAAUUGAAAAUUAGGAAACUUUCUUGAAAUUCUGUUUGUAAUUUCAAGAAUCUUUUCUUUGAUAACCUGUUUGGGUCCGCUUUCAUGCACCUCGAUUAAAUAUAUGGGAUACGUGUCACCUCUCACCAGUAACAGAUAUGGAUAUAUGGUUUAAAACCCCAAAUAAUCUUGAGUUUUUGCAACCCUUUUAUGGAUUUUCUGUUAAAGGUAGCACCUUUAGCUCUGUAAAGACUCAGAAGUUUGGUUUUAGGAAUUUUUGUGGAAAUUGGGGAAGAGGGGUUUGUGUUAGACCCUUGUGGUAUGGCUGUUCCCCGGACCCUGUGUAUAGUGGGAGCUUUAGUACAUCGGGUUUCCCUUUAGGGGUUUGUGUUAAAGGUGGCACCUUUAACUCUGAAAAGCCUCAGAAGUUUGGUUUUAGGGAAGUUGGUGGAAAUUGGGGAAGAGGGGUUUGUGUUAAAGCUAGUAGUAGUACACUUUUGGACCUUGUACCUGAGACAAAGAAGGAAAAUCUUGAUUUUGAGCUUCCUAUGUAUGAUCCUUCGAAAGGGGUCGUUGUAGAUUUAGCUGUGGUUGGCGGUGGACCUGCAGGGCUUGCUGUUGCACAGCAGGUUUCGGAGGCUGGACUAUCGGUUUGCUCAAUUGAUCCAUCGCCGAAAUUGAUAUGGCCUAAUAACUAUGGUGUUUGGGUGGAUGAAUUUGAGGCCAUGGAUUUGUUGGAUUGCCUUGAUGCCACUUGGUCGGGUGCUGUUGUUUAUGUCGAUGAUGAUAGAACUAAGAAUCUUGAUAGACCUUAUGGAAGGGUUAAUAGGAAACAGCUGAAGUCGAAAAUGAUGCAGAAAUGCAUACUAAAUGGUGUUAAAUUCCACCAAGCGAAGGUUAUUAAGGCGAUUCACGAGGAAGCUAAAUCGAUGCUGAUUUGCAGUGAUGGUGUGACUAUUCAGGCAAAAGUGGUUCUUGAUGCAACUGGCUUCUCUAGAUGUCUUGUUCAGUAUGAUAAGCCAUAUAAUCCUGGGUAUCAAGUAGCUUAUGGCAUAUUGGCGGAAGUGGAGGAACACCCCUUCGAUACAAGUAAGAUGCUUUUCAUGGAUUGGCGAGAUUCCCAUCUUAAUAAUAGUAUAGAGCUGAAGGAGAGAAAUAGAAAAGUUCCAACUUUUCUAUAUGCCAUGCCAUUUUCAUCUAACAGAAUAUUCCUUGAAGAAACAUCUCUUGUAGCUCGUCCUGGAUUACGUAUGGAUGAUAUUCAGGAACGAAUGGUGGCUCGUUUGAAUCACUUGGGUAUAAAAGUUAAGAGCAUUGAAGAGGAUGAGCGUUGUGUAAUUCCGAUGGGAGGCCCCCUUCCUGUAAUACCUCAGAGAGUUGUUGGAAUUGGUGGUACAGCUGGUAUGGUUCAUCCUUCAACGGGUUAUAUGGUAGCAAGGACCCUCGCUGCAGCUCCUGUCGUUGCUGAUGCAAUAAUUCAGUACCUUGGUUCCGAGAAAAACCAUCUAGGUGAUGAGUUAUCGACAUCUGUUUGGAAAGAUUUGUGGCCCAUAGAAAGGAGACGUCAAAGAGAAUUCUUUUGCUUUGGUAUGGAUAUUCUUCUGAAGCUUGAUUUAUCCGCUACAAGAAGGUUUUUCGAUGGCUUUUUUGAUCUAGAACCCCGUUAUUGGCAUGGCUUCUUGUCAUCUCGGCUGUUUCUUCCUGAACUCAUGUUUUUCGGGCUGUCCCUUUUCUCUCAUGCUUCAAAUACUUCUCGAAUAGAGAUAAUGACAAAGGGAACUCUUCCUCUGGUAACUAUGAUAAACAACUUGUUACGGGAUGCUGAAUGACUUAUCAGGGAUCUUGUUCAAUUGUACAUCACAUAUAAUUGCCAUAGUAACUAUUGUGUUUGCCAUUUUUCUUUUAUCCUCUUUUCUUCCCCUUUCACCGAGCUCGUAGUGACUUAACCAAGGGAGACACUGCUAAAAUGUCUGCUGAUGAGAACACUGGUUUAGCUAGAGCAGCAAGGACCGUGAUGUAAGAGUUCCCGCAGGCAGAAUGUUUAGCGAUCUCUAAAAUUACCAGAGAUAUGGAAUGAAGUGACGCGGAACUUUUUCUUUUCGUUGUGUCUCUGUAUGAAGACAAGCCUGUAUGUUCAUGUUUAUAUACAUAAGUGACUUGCAAGUUUGUGAAAGUUUAGUGUAAUUGCAGUUCUAGCAUGAGUUGAAUGUACUGAAACAUCCAAAGGAUGGAUAAAAAUAUAUAUAUAUAUAUAUAUAUAUAUAACUUCUUUAAGA